AUGAAUUCGUUUUUCUGUUUGGAUUGUAUCAGCGAAUCAACAGGAUUUUCAAAUGUUCAUGAACUCGAAGCUCAUAUUGCAAGUGAUCAUUUGAAUUUGUGCCCUUACGAAUGUGAGAAAUGUAGAUUUGCCAAAUUUCCAACCGAAUAUACUUUAGUUAGCCAUUGUAAAGCUGAUCAUGGAAUGUUUGAAUUCACUGUAAGUUAAGAGAGCUUCCCAAAAGUGUUUCAUUAUAACUUUUUACAGAUCAAAUAUCGCUACACCCCAGAAAUCGAACAAAAACGCAGUCAACUUUCCGAUCGUCUUCAAAAAUGUUUGAAUUACCGUGCAGCUGAUAUCAGAAAUCGAUCAUCUGCUGCAACUCCAACUUCAACAUUCGUAGCGGUAAAAACUGAAGAACAUCCUCAAACCAUAGUGGAUAAUCCACCGAUUCCGAUGUCUCCUCAUGAUUUAUUGGGAUUUGCAAACUAUCAACAUUAUGAGGAGCCAAUGUUAAUGAGAUGCCCUCAAGAAGAAGGAAAUGGAGGAGGUUCUGAGCGAAAGGUAUGUUUAAAAUUAACAUCCAAAUAUGUUAUCAAAAUAUUAUUUUUUAGAAGAGAUCUUCAACAAUGCCUUGCACAAUGUGUGGCGAUCACAUUUCUCAACAAAGAUCUUCUAUGCUUUAUCAUGUGAAUACUAGACAUAGUAAAUUCGAUAUGUAUGAAUGUGGAAUUUGUCAUAAAACUUGGCAGACAAUCGCGAAAUCUGAUGUUUUGAAGCAUUUGAAAACACACCACGAAAACCCAGAUGGAUCUAUAAAUCCUGAAACAAUUAUCGAUAAUCGAAGAGCGUUAUCUGAUAAAUUGAAAGAAGCUACAAUGCGAUGUUUUCCGGGAAGAAAAUCAAGAAGACAACCACUUUGUCGAGGAACCUCUCCAGUUUCAGUCAGAGCUUUUAUAGAGAAUAAUAAGACAGAAACCGAUGACCUUGAUUUUGUAAGCGAUGGAGAGGAUUAA
This is a messenger RNA of Caenorhabditis angaria, 995 nucleotides long. Lineage: Eukaryota; Metazoa; Nematoda; Chromadorea; Rhabditida; Rhabditidae. The record is from the annotation of a GenBank genome assembly.